Etheostoma spectabile (orangethroat darter) is the source of this 4756-nucleotide messenger RNA. It is a transcript of the gene pde4ba, whose product is annotated as phosphodiesterase 4B, cAMP-specific a. The record is from RefSeq and is a predicted model, not a curated record. Gene Ontology annotation, molecular function: 3',5'-cyclic-nucleotide phosphodiesterase activity. NCBI's taxonomy places the organism in Eukaryota, Metazoa, Chordata, Actinopteri, Perciformes, Percidae. The coding region runs from base 830 to 3067 and encodes 745 amino acids. The transcript has 14 exons. Gene Ontology annotation, biological process: signal transduction.
AAGUGAAGCAUUUGCCUGCGUGCUGUCCUGUGCUCGGCUCACCGCUCUAACUGCGAGUGAAGGUAAAUUUGACUUGAGGCUCGGCAUAGUGGGAGUCACUCUGUGCCACACCGGGAGUGCCUUUGGGAGAAGUGGGGGUUGUUUGCAGAGAGGAGGUCAUUCAAGCAGUGCUUGAUGGAGGGGAGAGCAAGACAGGAGGAGGUAGACAGCAGUUUUCAGCCCUUUUAAAUCUUUCAUAAGGGAGAUCCUCCUACGUCAAGCUGCCUGGGUGGACAUAGCGAAAGAGCUGGUACUGAGGGGUGUGUUCGGCAGGCACCAACAGUUACACAGGGACAUAGAGAAAAAGAACCAGAGUGAUAGAGCACUGGGGUGAGCGCUUUAUAGACAACAAGACCAGGAGGGAAAUGGUAGAGAAGCAUUUAUGAGAGGAGAAAUUCUUCUCUUCUGCAAGGAGUAGAUGUGACCCUACUGUGGGUGAAGCUCCUCUGAGAACCUCUGAUGAACAGAAGACCAGCAGGAAAGCACGGUGCAUUAGCCAAAGGAAAGAAAGAGGGAGAGGGCACGCCUGCCGGCUGGCUAAUCCUUGACCCUGUAAAGAACAGGCAACACAAACAACAAAAGGGUAUGCUUGAGCUGGCCUUUUUUUCUGGGUGAAUGUUUGUGUGUGAAGUAGCCUCAAUCCUUCCGCCACAACAUUUCAACCAGUGUAAACUUCUCUGUGGCAAGAGGAGGAUGAAAACAGCUGUACAUGACUAGCUGAUGUGACUGAAUUGGGACGGAAAGGGCAGAAUUUGAAAAAGUAAAGAGAGACUCAACCCAGGCUGCAGGGAUGUCAUCCAACGAGCUAAGUGUUGAAAUGGAUUCCUGCAUUCGGACAUUCAAGGAGCACAUGCACUUGGAGCUGGAGCCUCCAAAAAUCCCAGGUGUGGUCGGAGGGAAGAGGGGCGCCACAUCGCCCAAACUGUCCCCAAGAAGCUCCCCGCGCCUCUUCCGCAAGCUGAUGGUCAACAAGAGUAUCCGCCAGAGGCGACGCUUCACUGUAGCCCAUACCUGUUUCGAUGUGGAGAAUGGCCCGUCCGCCAGCUGCAGCCCUCUGGACCCCCAGGCCUCCCCCGGCUCUGGUCUGGUCCUACACACUAACUUCCCCGGUCAUAACCAACGGCGAGAGUCCUUCCUCUACCGCUCCGACAGCGACUAUGAUCUUUCACCCAAGUCUAUGUCACGAAACUCCUCCAUCACCUCUGAACUACAUGGUGAUGACCUGAUAGUAACACCUUUUGCUCAGGUUCUGGCAAGCCUUCGAAGUGUGAGGAAUAACUUCACUGUGUUGACCAAUGUCCAGUGUGCCUCCAGCAAGAGGUCGCCUGCAGCAACCACUCAGCCUCCAAUCACCAGAGUUUGUCUACCAGAUGAGGCGUACCAGAAGCUGGCCAUGGAGACGAUGGAGGAGUUGGACUGGUGUCUGGACCAACUGGAGACCAUCCAGACCUACCGCUCCGUCAGUGACAUGGCCUCUAACAAGUUCAAGAGAAUGUUGAAUCGGGAGUUGACGCACCUAUCUGAGAUGAGUCGCUCUGGGAAUCAGGUUUCCGAAUUCAUCUCCAACACCUUCCUAGACAAACAGAAUGAGAUGGAGAUGCCGUCGCCGACAUCCAAGACGCGAGAGAAGAAGAAGCAGCAGCAGAAGCAGCAGCUAAUGACACAGAUCAGCGGAGUCAAGAAGGUCUCCCAUGGGCCCUCUCUCUCCGGCAGCAGCAUAUCACGCUUUGGCGUCAAGACCGAUAAGGAGGAGCUGCUGUCCAAGGAGCUGGAGGACCUCAACAAGUGGGGCCUGAACAUCUUCACUGUUUCGGAGUACUCCCACAGCAGGCCUCUUACCUGCAUCAUGUACGCCAUUUUUCAGGAGCGAGACCUGUUAAAAACAUUUAAGAUCCCCGUGGAUACGUUGGUGGCCUACAUGAUGACAUUGGAAGAUCACUACCAUUCAGAUGUGGCCUACCAUAACAGCCUGCACGCUGCCGACGUAGCCCAAUCUACACACAUCCUCCUCUCCACUCCAGCGCUGGAUGCGGUCUUUACAGAUCUUGAGAUCCUAGCAGCCAUCUUUGCUGCAGCUAUCCAUGAUGUUGACCAUCCUGGAGUAUCAAACCAAUUCUUAAUCAAUACCAACUCUGAGCUGGCACUAAUGUACAACGAUGAGUCUGUGCUAGAGAACCAUCACUUGGCUGUGGGAUUCAAGCUACUACAGGAAGACAACUGCGAUAUCUUCCAGAACCUCACCAAGAAACAGCGACAGUCCCUCCGCAAGAUGAUCAUUGACAUGGUUUUGGCCACCGACAUGUCCAAACACAUGAGUCUGCUGGCUGAUCUGAAGACAAUGGUGGAGACCAAGAAGGUGACAAGCUCUGGAGUGCUGCUGUUGGACAAUUACACCGACAGGAUGCAGGUGCUGCGUAACAUGGUGCACUGUGCUGACUUGAGUAACCCCACCAAGUCCCUGGAGCUGUAUCGUCAGUGGACUGAUCGUAUAAUGGAGGAGUUCUUCCACCAAGGAGACAGAGAGAGGGAGAGGGGAAUGGAGAUCAGCCCUAUGUGUGAUAAACACACAGCCUCGGUGGAGAAGAGCCAGGUGGGUUUCAUCGACUACAUUGUCCACCCUCUGUGGGAGACCUGGGCCGAUCUGGUCCACCCUGACGCCCAGGACAUUCUGGACACCCUGGAGGAUAACAGGAACUGGUACCAAAGCAUGAUCCCCCAGAGUCCCUCCCCGCCCUUUUACGACCAGGUCACACACGGACACAGUGGAGGGACUGGAGGUCAGGGAGGCGGGGAGAAAUUUCAGUUUGAGCUCACCUUGGAGGAGGAGGACUUGGAUGGAAUAGAGAAAAAUGGCGAAGGGGAGGAGGACGAGGAGGAAGAAGAAGAGUUAGAAGAGGAAGAGGAUAGUCUUGGAGAUUCUCGUUCUCCUCCACUGGACUAUUUGGAAAGUCAGGAGUUUGAGGAGGGCAGCAUGAUGGAGCCGGCAAUAGAGAUUGUGACACAUGAGGCGUCGCCCACAGACACAUAGGCUUCCAUCAUCAGGCUCACGUGGUGAUCUGAAAGUUUUUUGGCAAAAGAGGGGAGAUCCUCUUGCAGCUGUGCUUAAGCCCACAGAAGCAAGGGCUUAGUUUGGUCCCGCACAGGGGCGUCUUGCACUUGGGUGUUUGAAGCAGACACGGACGGACAGUUUCAGUGAGGCGGCUUCAGAGUUCUCAGGAAAUAAUUACUGCGAACAUUUUAGUCUUGAUGGACAGGCGAGACUGAGGGUGGAACAUGAAGGAUUUUGGCCAGUUUUGGAAAUAGUUACUUUUCUUUUCUGGACUGGCAUUAAACGGACAUUGACACUACUGAGAGAAGUUUUGUACCUUAAGACUUUUUUUACAGAUAUGAUAUGAUCUAGAAGUAGCAUAGAGUAAGAUCUACUGAUGGAUACACAUUUGUAUAGCAAGAGAAAGAGUUUACUUUUUUCCUGUACCAUUUGUGAAAGGACUUUUGUGUGCCUUUUUUACUAUUGUCUUUAUAAUAGUUUUUUAUUUAUUGAACACACUAGUAUGUCUGUGAAAUGUUUUUUUUUUCCUAUCUGAAAGAGCAAAAUCUUUUUUUUAUAUGUUAAAAAGAGAACUGUCUUCCAUGUAUUGGGCAAUAGAGAAAUCCAAACAAAUGUCGACAAACAACUCUUGGACAAACUCAUCGGAAUAGGGAACCAUUAACACCCACAUUUUACGCACAUUUUCUUACUUUUGUUUGUCAAUCUGAGCACAAUGUUUUACACGUGGAAUUCAGACGCUUCUGGUUCACUUAUGGUUCAUGUUACAUGUUUAGUUUGUCGCUUUCUCUAUCAGAUGUUGGUCAAUGAAUGUCAUAGUUACACUUAAAUACAUAAUCUAUUUUCAUACUCCAUCUCUCUGUACAUCAUAUCUCCUCUGGUCUGCAGACCAUUGGGGACUUGCCAUCUUUUCACAACAGAACUUUACUUGUAAUGCCAAAUCUCAGCAAGGAUAUGAAAUCCUACAUUUAAAACUAAAUGGUAGAUAUUCCAGAUAUUCAGAUAUUCCUGCUAAAUUUUCUGUGUAAAUUUAUUAGGACAUUUCAUAUGUUCGAUUUAGUCUUUUUGACUUUUUUUUGUUUUUGUGGUGGUGUGAAAAAGAGGUUAGUCCAGUUCAAACCUUCAUAACCUACAUGAAUCUACCACAAGGUGAAAUCAUCAGAAAUACAAACAGCUCAUGACAACAAGCUGCUUAGAUCUAUGAUAAAAUGAGAAAUGAAGUCUGCCAAGGACGAAAUGCACAACAGUGGUGAAUCUAUUUUUAGCCCACAGGUAUGUUGCAGUUUUAAUAAUCUUGUUAGAUAGAACGGGUCCUGACCCCAGACCUGCCUGAUGUAACGCCCCCCUGCCACUCUGCAAUCAGGCCGAGACCAGAUGAUUAAAGGUGCUCUUACAGCUGCCUGUCUGAAAGACGCUCUCAGGCCCUAAUCAGCUCCACUAUUCACAUGGUUUACAAACCCCUCUGGGCUCCACGGACACAACCCCAAAACAAUCAGGCUAUUUCUUCCUCACAAUAAAAAUCCCUCAAGUGCAGCGGCUGCUCAUUGACGUCAAUUGAUUUUUUUUUAACUCUCCCCCUUGGCUGUAUCAGGUUUCCAGGACAGUCGGGUUAUUGGGAUUUGGUACAGAUGGAAUUGCUUGACUUAUCAUGGCAGACUAUUCGGGAAAAAA